Messenger RNA from Bubalus bubalis (water buffalo), 2138 nucleotides. It is a transcript of the gene TSPAN10, whose product is annotated as tetraspanin 10. Gene Ontology annotation, cellular component: membrane. The transcript has 3 exons. The record is from RefSeq and is a predicted model, not a curated record. The coding region runs from base 405 to 1493 and encodes 362 amino acids. NCBI's taxonomy places the organism in Eukaryota, Metazoa, Chordata, Mammalia, Artiodactyla, Bovidae.
UAAGUCAGAGGAUAAACUGGCAUUAAGCUGUGGGCUGGUCUCCCAGGCUAUUACUGGGGCCCAGGAUCUGAUCCUCCAGUUGAGCUGAGGGGCAGCACUGAAUCUGCCAGGCUGUCCACACCCGGACCCUCUGGCGAUGACCACGAGGCCAGCCCCCUGACAGCUCCCACGUCAUGCCUGCACAGAGCAAGGCCAAGAAUCUGGGCUCAGGAAGAAUUCUCUGCAUCUCGACAAGCAGAGGCUGUGUUAAGCCCUAAAAUAUGACUCCUCACAUGAUCUGGUCGUGACCACGGCAUCCCGGUGGGGCUCACAGCUCACAGAGCGGCCAAGGCCACAGGCAACAUCAGGCCUGGUGUCCCAGCCAGAGAAGCCAGCAGGGUUCAGCACACCUGUCCUGGGGAAGGAUGGAGGAGGGGGAAAGGAGCCCCCUGCUGUCCCAGGAGUCUGGAGGUCAGGAAUCACCCCUCGCCGGGAGCAGCCCCCUCACUUCCAGUCGCCCAGGACUAGCUCCCUGGGAGGACCCGGCCUGGAGGGCAGGCCUUGGGGGGUUCCUGGCCUGCUUGCUCCCCUCAGAAAGCAGCUGCCUCAAGUGCCUACUCUUCUUGUCCAACUUCCUCUUCUCCCUGCUCAGCCUGCUGGCCCUGGCCAUCGGGCUCUGGGGCCUGGCUGUCAAGGGGUCUCUGGGGAGUAGUUGGGGGUCCCCCCUGCCCGCAGACCCCAUGCUGGGACUGGUGCUGGGUGGGCUGGCGGUCAGCGUGGUGAGCCUGGCGGGCUGCCUGGGUGCCCUCUGUGAGAACACCUUUCUGCUGCGCUGCUUCUCCGGGGGGGUCCUUGCCUUCCUGGUGCUGGAGGCCGUGGUGGGGGCCCUGGUGGUGGCCCUCUGGGGUCAGUUACAGGAUGGCCUGGAGCACGUCCUGCACCUGGCCAUCACCCACUACCAAGACGACCCAGACCUGUGCUUCCUCAUCGACCAAGUCCAGCUGGGGCUGCAGUGCUGUGGGGCGGCCUCCUACCAGGACUGGCAGCGGAACCUGUACUUUAACUGCAGCUCCCCCGGGGUCCAGGCCUGCAGCCUUCCUGCCUCCUGCUGCGUUGACCCCUGGGAAGGCGGAGCCUCUGUCAAUGACCAGUGCGGCUUCGGGGCCCUGGGCCUGGACGAGGACGCGGCCCAGAGGGUGGUGCAUCUGGAGGGCUGUGGCCCGCCACUCCUCCAGUGGCUGCGCAGUAACAUCCGGACUGUGGGCUGCUAUGCCAUCGUGGCCGUGCUGGUCCAGGGGAUGGAGCUCUUGCUGGCCAUCCAGCUGGUGAGGGCCCUGACUGUCCACAAGGGGGUAGCAGGGAGUGGGGGCCUGUCCGGAGGAACCCCAGACCCAAUGUCCCGCCCUCUGCUAAACUGGUCCCGGUCUGACCAGCUGGGGGGACAAAAGACCCCAAAAGGAUGGGGUCUGGGGCCGCAGGCCUCCCCUCCCCUCCCAGGGCAGAUGUCAGAGUAACCUGCCUGGGUGCUUAGGGACACACGGCUUGAACCCUCAGGCCACCUCCACCUACUGACUUCCAGCUUCCCAGGGUUCCCUUUCCCUCACACUGCCUGCUUGCUUGCAAACGCUGCUGUUCCAAGUGUAAGUAGACCUUGACGACGGCCUGGCCAGCAUCUGCCUCCCACGGAGGGUGCCAGGCAAAGCCACCUGGCCAGCAGGGAGAGCGGGGGGCGAGAACUGGAUGAAAUCCUGCUGCCAAGCCCCCAGCUGUGAAUUUCACCUUGACUCUCACUUCCAAUUUUCACCUCUGACCUCCGCUCCCAACCGCCUCCAAGUCCCACCUCCAAGCCCAGCCUUCGAAGCCCCAUGUCUUCACCAUAGCCUGGCACCUGCACUCCUCUGGGGCCAUCUCCCCCUUUCCUGUCCGUUGAGGCUCAGGCCUCUCCCUCCAGAGUCUGUUUUUUUGGCAGAGUGUAAGUUUUAUUGCGAUGUAUCACUCAUAUAGUAAAUUGCACCAACCUUAAGUGGGCGGCGUGAGGCUUCUUACUCACCUACACACCUGUGCAUCCCCUACCACUACCAGGUCUAGCUCCAGCUCCAGCAGAGUUCUUUGUCCCCUACCCAAGGUCACCCCUGUUGGACCUUUGUUACCUUCAGCUC